AUGACAACAAUUUUUCACAUUACCUUAAGAUCUAUUUUAAUUAUAUCCAAAUGUAUGGGUUUAAUUGAUAUUUCAUAUACCGUGGGACCCACUGGAUUAUUUGUUCGGAAUAUAAACUCAACUUUCUACGUAUUUCUAGAAAUAACACGGAUGAUUGUGUUGUUAAUAUGCACCUACUUAUACUUUCAUCAGUUCGAUCCCGAUUUUCAUAUAUUUCAAUACAUAAGUAUAUUUAAAUUUUGGAUUGUUAUUAUCGCAGCCAGAGUUUCAACAAUAUGGAUAAUCAAAUUUAUUAAUGGCAUUAUCGAAUUUGAUCAAAGAAUUACACCAAUUUCUACAAAUUUGUUGAUCACACAGCAUUCAUUACAAAAAAAACAGUGGGACAGGAUUUUUAUUUCAUUCAUUGUAUACCUAAUUGGAUUUAAAUCCGUACAAGUGUAUUUAUAUCCUAUUAAGAAUGUGAACAUUAGUUCACUGGUACAGAGUUUAGUGUUCUCUCCACCAUAUGUUAUGGAUGCCACGGUGACUAUCACUUCGUGUUUCUUUCUUCAAAACUUGUACGUUAGAUUCCAGACAAUAAUCGAUUUUUGGAAAUGUCUUCCUACUGAGUUAGUUGCUGUUCCCGGUCAAUGGACACACACCGAAAUAGUGGUUUUGAUGGAAAACACUCGGCUGCUGCACUCCGAACUCUGUGAAUUGUUACAAACAUUUACUCAAGGUUACGGCCCAUUGCUUUUGGGUUUCUACACAUUCAGCUACAUAAGUAUGCUUGUCGGUGUUUAUUUUAUUGUCAACAAUGACCCAUUAUCCAGUGCAAAUACAGCUGAAAAGUUCCGAGUGGUAAUUCCACUCGUAAUUCACGUACAAAUGUUCUCGUUUAUGGUGUCUAUUAUCGUUUUUGUUUCAUUCAUAAACGAAAAGCGAAUAAAGAUGAUAUCAUAUCUACGAUUAUACCAAAUUUCUAAUUUACACUUGGACAUAAAACGUCAAAUCAAAAUGUUUAUGAAUCAAAUACCAGCUUAUGAAUUGGAUCGAAUUUCGGCGUUUGGAUUUUUUGAUAUCAAUUUAAAGCUUGUUACAUCAAUAAUUGUCUUAUUGAUAACUGGAAUAUCAACAAUGGUUCAGAUGAAAGAUCACCCAAUAAUAUUACAAUUAAACAAUGACACUAAGACGUUUUUGAUAAAAUUAUUCAAAACGUCGAGAAUUAAAUUAAAUUAA
This is a messenger RNA of Macrosiphum euphorbiae (potato aphid), 1218 nucleotides long. Lineage: Eukaryota; Metazoa; Arthropoda; Insecta; Hemiptera; Aphididae. The record is from the annotation of a GenBank genome assembly.